Molecule: messenger RNA, 2849 nt
Organism: Grus americana (Whooping crane)
Lineage: Eukaryota; Metazoa; Chordata; Aves; Gruiformes; Gruidae
Gene: ATPAF1
Product: ATP synthase mitochondrial F1 complex assembly factor 1
Exons: 9
Coding region: 54-965 (303 amino acids)
Biological process (GO): mitochondrial proton-transporting ATP synthase complex assembly
Cellular component (GO): mitochondrion
Source: RefSeq, a predicted model, not a curated record
GGAACGCUGCGGGCGGAACGCUGCGGCGGACGGACCGGGACGGACAGGGCGGUAUGGCGGGGCCGCUGCUGCAGGCCUGGGGGCUGGGGGCGGCCCUGCGGAGCCGUGCAGCUCUCCGCCCGCUGGGGCUGCUGGCUCCGCCGUGCCGGGAGGUGGCGGGGCCCGGGCCGGGGUCCGGAGAGGCGGCGCUGGAGGAGAACCCGUUCUACGGGAAGUACCGACACAAGAUCCAGGAGCUGAGGAGAUCCAGUCCAGAUGUGUUUGAAUCCCGGAUGGAAAAAAGAAAUGAAGUGAAGAAGCAGCCCGUGGGAUAUUCCAGUCAGGGAGAAUUUAUCAGAUGUAUGGAGGAAAAGGCAGAAGGCUUGGGCACAAAGACAUCAAAGGGAGGUUUCACAAAAGAUAAGACACUUGAUUCGAUUCUUGAUGUUGAGAUGGUGAAAGAAAAAUCAGCAGAGGAGAUAAAAGAGAUUUGGAAUCAAUAUUUUUCUGCAAAACAUACGGUUUAUGCUGUUAUUCCUGCAGAGAAGUUUGAUUUAAUAUGGAAGAGAGCCCAGAAAUGUCCAUCGUUUCUAUAUGCUUUGCCAAGAAAAGAAGGCUAUGAGUUCUUUGUGGGGCAGUGGUCAGGAACAGAAUUGCACUUCACUUCGCUAAUAAACAUUCAGACUCAAGGUGAAACUGCUCCUAGCCAGUUGGUCUUGUACCAUUAUCCUGAGCUGCAGAAGGAAAAAGGAAUAGUAUUAAUGACAGCAGAAAUGGACUCCAAGUUCUUGGUGGUCCAUGAAGCACAGUGCUUGGCGAAUCAGGUGCAGCUUUUCUAUGCGACAGAUCGUUCAGAGACCUACGAAUUAGUGGAGACCUUCAACCACAGAUCUAGUGAAUUUAAAUAUAUGUCAGUUAUAGCAGAGCUUGAGCAAAGUGGACUUGGAAGAGGACUGAGACCUGGUCAGGCUUCUGACAAGUCGUAGAGCCUGACCUGUGAGUGAAGCGAGCCAGCAGCAGGCAGUGGGGUUCCUAGAUGGGGUGGUCCUGUCUCUCUUUUGUUUUAUGAAUUUGAGUUGGCUACAGAAAGGAUCUGGAGACAUCCUGGGAGUGUGAUAGACUAGCCUGUCUGGCACCGAUGCAAGAUGAGGACUUGGGCCAUUUGAACGAUAAUAACUAAUUGCCGAAACGGAGCCCUGUACUUCAGUGUAACUUCAUCAGAACGAACCAUUUUCCCAUCCUGUAAUUUACUGCUGCAUGCUGUAUGUUUGAAAUGUGAAAUAAAGUGACGGAAAGGGAGCUAUGUAAUGGACUAUAAGGACAUCAGGAGACAGAUAACAACCAAUGUUUCUUCUCAGUAAAUGCAUUUUCAAUGCCCUCCACCAUUAUAAUGACAUGGUCCAAUGCUUUUUUAUCUGUGUGGAAUUUAUACAGGCUUGCCCAUCAGGAAAAGAGAAUAGGACUGAUGCUCUGAAACAGACUCCUCUUUGUUACUUUGUGUGUGAGGUUCCUUACACAGAUGUAUACUGUGGCCUGUGUUUUUCUCGGGAUUAAAACAUAGUGACUAGAUUUGUUCUGGGAAUUGCGUGCUGCCUAAGUGAUACAUUAAUUUUACCUUGUUGCUGUGUUUCUGUCAUAGAUGUUUUUCUUGAGGAGUAAGAUAUUAUAAAUGUAGGUUUAUUUCUGUAUAUUUUUGAAUAGUGAGGAGUUAUUGCAUGCUUUAUAGAAUUAAUUUUUCUCCGACUGGCAGCUGGUCAGGUAACUACAGAUGGUAUUUGGAGGGACAAAAAAUGGCUCUUGUUCCUAUUUCAGGAAAGCCACUAUCUCCAAUAAAAACAAGAUGGAAUUGCACAGUAACAGAGCUAGAGCCACCAGCCAGUUUCUUAACUGCUGAGUGACAAUGCAUGAAAAAAUGCAUUGGUGUGAGUAUGCACAGCAGCUUUAACAUGGCAGUGUUGGUAAGAAUGUGGCUUUAAAGGACUACAGCUGGUUUUGUUUUUUAAACCUGCCUUCAACAAAAGGAUCCCAAGGCAUUUGUGCUUUGAGCUUCUCUUGUUUCCAUUCCCAGCAGUGGCAGCCAGUGCCUCUGCAGACGAGGACAUACUGCAGCAGGGCUAAGUCAUGUGCAGCCUGUGCACGGAUUACCAACAUACCGCCGCUGCACGGGUAGACAAGUAAACAGAGAACAGCCAGGAGCUUCCCAGGAGCAAUGCUGAAAUAUUUCCCAUAUUCACAUCAAAUCCCUGGCACUAACUUGCCCUUAGCACUAAUUAUCUGUUAUGUCCAGACCACGUUGCAUCUUCCCAUCAGCCUGCUGAGGCUGGAAAGCUUUUCUUCCUUUGCCAAAGAAAUGGAGGCAAGAAGGGUAGGCAACGUGUCUGUCAAAGGAAGACAAAUUUUUUUGGGCAGAGCUGGUAACAGAUUUUCUGUGCUACCCUUAACCGUGACCUGCUAUGGAGGUUUGAUUAGUCAUAAAGGACUCUUACACAGUGUUUGCUAGGGUAAUUGUAGGACCCUGUGGCUGUAAUACUUGCUGUGGCUCCACACUUUCUCAGCCCAUUCUUUGGACGUGAACAGUGUUCAGCAAAGCGCUGAAGUAGAUAGUAAGGUUUUAUUGUUGGGGUCUAUUUUAGCAGCAACUUGUAUAUGUUGGGUUGAACUGUCCAUUCAGGGAAUUACAAGAUGUUUCUAGAAGAGACACAUAUUCUCCUGGGGCUCUGCAGCAAGAAGAUGGUCUUGCUCCUUGAUAAUAUCUUCUUUCUGUUUCUGGUUGUGAGUGUGUGCAUAGGAGGGGAAUAAUCAGAGGGGGUGUGGAUAGAGUUAUAAUCUGAACAGCAAAUCACCUUUAAUAAAGAGCCUUUCUACUUCUA